AUAUGACUGAGCUAUGCUUGCUCCUACGUGGCAGGGAGAACUGUAUACCUGCACCUCAAGUCCCCCUGUCCAACCUCUUCCACUUUUCAUCUGUGGAAAGAAAAUACCAAUGCAGGCUUUGCAAUGAAUGAAGUACUCUUUGCCCACACUGGCAGUCCAGACGUGAUCUUUGUGGCCUUGGAAAACAGCAGGCACCAACCUCUUUGUAGCGAUAAUUCAUUUAACUGAACAAACAAAAGAGAGGAGCACCAAGAUGAUGAACAUCUGAAAGACCAGCCUAUUCAGUCAGGAGUCCUCCAACUGGAAGAUGAAGCCUCUCUUGGAUUUUUCCCAAGAGAAUCCAAACCCCUUUACUUAUCCUUACAACCCACCUGCAUGCCUCCACCCACUGCUAAGUGGGUGUCCCUUCAGUUACUUGCUUGUCAAACUAUAAUGCUUAUGGCUGUUUGCUGCAGAAAUAUAAUGAUAAAAAUCUUUUUUUGGGAGGAAGGUGGGUUUUUUUAAUUAUUAUUUCAUUCUCUAACAUAAACAAACUACAUCUGUAUCACUACUCCAGUUUUCAGGCAGGUAUUUUUUCUGCAAGCUUUGUAAUAUAAGGGAGUUUCUUUGUCUAGCAUAGACACUUGCAUAGAUGCUGUUAUAUACUAUGAAAAAAACCCAACCCCUUAAUCUGCAGAAAGGUGGCGAUUUGGAGAAGCAGAGACUUUUCAUCUCAAGUUAACUGCAAAUCCUGCAUGAUAUUUGACUGGUUGGCUAGUGGAUAACAUAAGGGGCAUUUGGCAGUGUCAGGAAGGUGUGUGUUUUGUGUUCCUUAGUCUGUGCACAGAAGCAGAGCCCGUUUGGUAAAGGAAAGGCUCACACUGAUUUUGCUGCCUUUCAGGUAAGGCCCAGAAUGAGCAUCAGCUGCCUGACUGCUAGACCCACGGAGGGACUUCAGCCAUUGCAGUACUGAGCUUGGAGUUUAUCAGCUCUUAGACCCUGUGAAACCUGGGGGAAUUCACACCCGUGUUGGGAAGCUCUGGCUCCCCGCACGAUGCACUGUGUACUCCUUCCACGUCUAUAUUGAAAUGUCUAUUCUAGCAAGGGGACUGGAACACAACCAUUUAUUUGUUCUAUUUUUUCACACAAACUACCUGAGUUAGAUCUUUUAGUGGUGAGACAAGCUUGACAGUAUGUCCCCUGCAUUUUGUAACAGUGUUGUUCUUGCAAAAUUAUAACUGUGAAUAUAAGACAAAUGCUUAUAACAGUAAUAAGCCUCCCAUUUCAAUAACAGUCUUUUGUUUUUAUCUCUUUUGGAGUACUAUUGCAAUAUGAACUUAUUGUCAGUGAUUAUUAGCAACAGCAGAGAAGACAAAAAAGAAAUGUGUUUGGAAAGAAGCAUGCCUAGUGCUUAAUAUUAUAAAAAGCUCAUAAUGAAUUUUAGAUCAGGAACACUGUUCCGUUAGAAAGACAAAAGAAGACCACUAGAUGGUGGUAAAACCCCAAGCCUUUGCUAACAAAAUCUGUGAAAAGAGAAGUUCAGCGGGGCAAAGGGGAGGAGGAGCUACAGUUUGAGUACUGAAAUGAUUAUUGCUUGGAGUCUAUAAAAAAGCAUUUGCACAGUAAGUAAUUUAUACAUGGUCAGCCUUGACUCUAUGGAUUUACUCAUUCCUUUUUCUCUGUUUUUGUCACCUCUUCCCACCAAGGAAUCCCAAGCCCCAGAUGUCAGGUGAGGAGGGGGCUCUGUGGAGGAAAGGUUGCAGGCGAUGAAGAGCAAGAACAGCUGAAGGAGCAGCUCUGGUAGAUAGGGUCUUUUGCCUUUUGGAAAAUGCAUUUAUCACACUCCUUGGCAAGUCCCUCAGAAAGAACAGAACGUGUUUGCUUCCAUAAAUGAUGAACACGUCCUCUCAACUGUAUGUUUCUGAACCAAACCUGAGUGCCUCUGGUAGCAACUUUACUGUGUCUACUGUCAAGAGCUAGUCAUUGCCUUGUGAGCAAGUGGUCAUUGCAGCUGAGGUGUUCCUAACUCUGGGCAUUUUUAGCAGUGGCUGACAUGCUGGUUAGUGUGUCCAAUGCUUGGGAGACCAUAACGAUAUACUUAAUAAACAAUAGACACAUAAUUAUGAAAGAUACCUUUGUCCGUCAAAUAGACAAUGUCUUUGAUUCAAUGAUCUGCAUAUCUGUGCUGGCUUCCAUGUGCAGUUUGCUGGCUAUAGCAGUAGACAGGUAUAUCACUACCUUCUAUGCCCUACGUUAUCACAACAUCAUGACAGUGAAAAGAUCAGGGCUUAUUAUUGCAUGCAUCUGGACCUUUUGUACGGGCUGUGACAUUAUCUUCAUUCUUUAUUAUGAAUCAACUUACGUGAUCAUUUGUCUCAUCACAAUGUUUUUUACCAUGUUGUUCCUCAUGGUCUCACUAAACAUCCAUAUGUUCCUCCUGGCUUGUACUCAUGUGAAGAAAAUAGCUGUUUUGCCUGGGUACAACUCUGUCCGUCAAAGAACCAGCAUGAAAGGAGCCAUCACUCUGACUAUGCUACUUGGCAUCUUCAUUGUUUGCUGGGCUCCAUUCUUUCUUUCUUUUUUAUUCCUUCCUUUCUUGCUUUCUUUCUCUUUCUUGCCCUCACAUUCUUUCUUCCUUUCUUUCUAUCUUUCUAUACAUUCUUUCUAUCUUUCUCUC
This is a messenger RNA of Falco peregrinus (peregrine falcon), 2656 nucleotides long. Its product is annotated as melanocortin receptor 5-like. The record is from RefSeq and is a predicted model, not a curated record. NCBI's taxonomy places the organism in Eukaryota, Metazoa, Chordata, Aves, Falconiformes, Falconidae. Gene Ontology annotation, molecular function: melanocortin receptor activity. Gene Ontology annotation, cellular component: membrane. Gene Ontology annotation, biological process: G protein-coupled receptor signaling pathway.